This is a messenger RNA of Sorex araneus (European shrew), 4103 nucleotides long. RefSeq names its product WD repeat domain 19 (gene WDR19). Lineage: Eukaryota; Metazoa; Chordata; Mammalia; Eulipotyphla; Soricidae. The transcript has 36 exons. Gene Ontology annotation, molecular function: protein binding. Bases 63 to 4094 code for a protein of 1343 amino acids. Gene Ontology annotation, cellular component: cilium; intraciliary transport particle A. Gene Ontology annotation, biological process: intraciliary retrograde transport; cilium assembly. The record is from RefSeq and is a predicted model, not a curated record.
GCUUGGAGGAGGGCGGGUGCGCCUGCGCUCUUGCUCGUACGCGCGGCCUCUUGAGCUUGGCGAUGAAGCGUGUUUUCUCACUUCUCGACAAGUCUUGGCUUGGUUCUCCAAUACAGUUUGCCUGGCAAAAAACCUCAGGGAACUACCUGGCCGUCACAGGAGCUGAUCACAUUGUGAAAAUCUUUGAUCGCCAUGGCCAAAAAAGAAGCAAAAUCAAUUUACCUGGUAACUGUGUUGCUAUGGAUUGGGAUAAAGAUGGAGACAUCCUAGCAGUGAUUGCUGAGACAUCUAGUUGCAUUUUUCUGUGGGAUGCAAACAAAAACAAAACCUGCCAGUUAGACAGUGGCCUGAGGGAUCAAAUGUCUUUUCUUCUGUGGUCAAAAGUUGGAAGUUACCUGGCUGUUGGAACUGUUAAAGGAAAUCUGCUUAUUUAUAACCAUCAGACAUCUCGAAAGAUUCCGGUCCUUGGAAAACAUACUAAGAGAAUCACGUGUGGCUGUUGGAACACAGAAAAUAUGCUUGCUCUGGGUGGUGAAGACAAGUUGAUUACAGUUAGCAAUCAGGAAGGGGACACAAUAAGACAGACGGCAGUGCGGUACGAGCCCAGCAGCAUGCAGUUUUCCACCAUGCGGACAGACGACUGGACGACGAAUGCCUCGGAGAACACGAUAAGUGUGUUGCUUGGCAAGAAAAAUUUAUUUCUUUUUAAUCUAAAUGAACCAGAAAACCCAAUUGAUCUCGAAUUUCAGCAGCGCUAUGGCAGCAUUGUCUGCUACAGUUGGUAUGGUAAUGGCUACAUAAUGAUUGGUUUUUCCCGUGGAACUUUUGUGGUGAUUUCCACUCAUAUUCGAGAGAUUGGUCAAGAGGUAAUUCAGACUUGUGACCAUAAAGAUAAUUUAACCAGUAUUGCAAUAUCACAGACCCUUAACAAAGCAGCUACCUGUGGUGAUAACUGCAUUAAAAUCCAUGACUUAUCAGAAUUAAAAGACAUGUAUGCGAUCAUCAACCUGGAUGAUGAAAAUAAAGGGCUGGGCACCUUGUCCUGGACAGACGAUGGCCAGUUGCUGGCGUUGUCCACCCAGCGGGGCGCCCUGCACGUCUUCCUGACCAAGCUCCCCAUCCUCGGGGACGCGUGCAGCACGAGGAUCGCCUACCUCACCUCCCUCCUGGAAGUCACCGUCGCCAACCCCGUGGAAGGAGAGCUCCCAGUCACGGUUUUCGUGGACGUGGAACCCAACUUCGUGGCCGUGGGGCUUUUUCACCUGGCUGUGGGAAUGAAUAACCGCGCCUGGUUCUAUGUCCUCGGGGAGAACGCCGUGAAAAGGUUGAAAGACGUGGAGUACCUGGGGACGGUGGCCAGCGUCUGCCUGCAUUCCGACUACGCCGCGGCUCUGUUUGAAGGCAAAGUCCAGUUGCAUUUGAUAGAAAGUGAAAUCUCGGACACUCAGGAAGAACGUGAGACGCGGCUUUUCCCUGCUGUGGACGAUAAGUGCCGGAUUUUAUGCCAUGCGCUCACCGCGGACUUCCUCGUCUACGGGACAGAUACUGGUAUGAUUCAGUAUUUCUACAUUGAAGAUUGGCAAUUUGUGAAUGAUUAUCGGCAUUCUGUUGGCGUGAAAAAGAUUUUUCCUGACCCAAACGGGACCAGAUUAGUUUUCAUUGAUGAGAAAAGUGAGGGAUUUGUCUACUGUCCAGUUAACGACACAACCUACGAGAUUCCAGAUUUCCCCCCGACCAUUAAAGGCGUCCUUUGGGAAAACUGGCCCUUGGACAAAGGUGUCUUUAUCGCCUAUGACGAUGAUAAGGUGUACACGUACGUCUUUCACAAGGACACCAUACAAGGCGCCAAGGUCGUUUUGGUCGGCAGCACCAAAGUUCCCUUCUUGAAUAAGCCUUUGCUCCUGUACAAUGGGGAGCUGACCUGCCAGACCCAGAGUGGAAAAAUCAACAACCUCUACCUGAGCACGCACAGCUUCCUGGACAACGUCGAAGACGUGAAGCCCGAGGAGCUGAGGCGGAUGCUUACAGAGACGCUGAUGCUCAAAAGGUUCCCCGAUGCCUGGGACAUUUGCCGGGUUCUCAACGAUCAGGCCGCCUGGGACGAGCUGGGCAGAGCUUGCCUCCAUCACAUGGACGUGGAGUUCGCCAUUCGUGUUUAUCGGGCCAUUGGAAACGUUGGCAUCGUCAUGUCCCUGGAACAAAUCAAGGGGAUCGAGGACUACAAUCUCUUAGCAGGACACCUUGCCAUGUUUACCAGCGAUUUCAACCUGGCUCAGGACCUGUACCUGGCAUCCAGCUGCCCUAUUGCUGCUCUGGAGAUGAGGAAAGACUUGCAGCACUGGGACCGUGCACUCCAGCUGGCCAAGCGCCUGGCCCCCGAGCAGAUGCCGUUCAUAUCCAAGGAAUACGCUAUUCAGCUGGAGUUCACGGGUGAUUAUGUAAAUGCUUUGGCUCAUUACGAGAAAGGGAUAACAGGUGAUAAUAAGGAGCACGAUGAAGUGUGUCUGGCCGGCGUGGCUCAGAUGUCCAUAAGGAUGGGUGACAUCCGGCGCGGCGUGAGCCAGGCCCUCAAGCAUCCCAGCCGGGUCCUGAAAAGAGACUGUGGGGCCAUCCUGGAGAGUAUGAAGCAAUUCUCCGAGGCGGCACAGCUGUACGAGAAGGGCCUGUACUAUGACAAGGCGGCAUCUGUGUACAUCCGCUGUAAGAACUGGGUGAAAGUUGGAGAGCUUCUGCCUCACGUGUCCUCUCCGAAGAUCCACCUGCAGUAUGCUAAAGCUAAGGAAGCAGAUGGAAGAUACAAAGAAGCUGUUGUGGCCUACGAGAAUGCGAAGCAGUGGAACAGCGUCAUCCGCAUCUACCUGGAUCAGCUCAAUAACCCCGAGAAAGCUGUCAGCAUCGUCAGAGACACCCAGUCCCUGGAUGGAGCCAAAAUGGUAGCCAGGUUUUUCCUGCAGCUUGGUGACUACGGGUCCGCCAUCCAGUUUCUCGUCUUGUCCAAAUGCUACAUGGAGGCCUUCACGCUGGCCCAGCAGCACAACAAGAUGGAAAUCUACGCAGACAUCAUCGGUUCUGAAGAAACAGCUAACGAAGACUACCAGAGCAUCGCCUUGUAUUUUGAAGGCGAGAAGAGAUAUUUUCAGGCAGGAAAGUUCUUCCUCCUGUGUGGCCAAUAUGCACGAGCACUUAAACACUUCCUGAAAUGCCCAAGCUCAGAAGAGAACAUGGCCAUAGAAAUGGCAAUUGAAACUGUCGGCCAGGCCAAAGAUGAGGUGCUGACCACUCAGCUGAUAGACCACCUCAUGGGCGAGAGUGACGGCAUGCCCAAGGACGCCAAGUACCUGUUCCGCCUGUACAUGGCGCUGAAGCAGUACCGGGAGGCGGCCCGCACGGCCAUCAUCAUCGCCCGCGAGGAGCAGUCGGCAGGAAACUACCGGAAUGCACAUGACGUCCUCUUCAGUAUGUACGCGGAGCUGAAAUCCCAGAAGAUCAAAAUCCCCGCAGAGAUGGCCACCAACCUCAUGAUCCUGCACAGCUACAGGCUCGUGAAGAUCCACGUGAAGAGCGGCGACCACAUGAAGGGGGCGCGCAUGCUCAUCCGCGUGGCCAACAACAUCAGCAAGUUCCCGGCCCACAUCGUCCCCAUUCUGACGUCCACGGUCAUCGAGUGCCACAGAGCCGGCCUGAGGAACUCGGCGUUCAUCUUCGCGGCUAUCCUGAUGCGGCCCGAGCACCGCAACAAAAUAGACGCCAAGUACAAGAAGAAGAUUGAGGCGAUGGUCAGGAGACCGGAUACCUCGGAGACAGAAGAGGUCACCACCCCGUGUCCAUUCUGCGACUUUCUCCUCCCGGAGUGUGGACUCCUCUGCCCCGGGUGUAAGAACAACCUCCCGUACUGCAUCGCCACAGGUCGUCACAUGGUGAAGAGUGACUGGACGGUGUGUCCCCACUGCGACUUCCCCGCACUGUACUCAGAAUUUAAACUCAUGCUCCGCUCCGAGAGCUCCUGCCCGAUGUGCUCGGAGAGGCUGAAGCCCGCCCAGCUGAAGAGAGUCACGGACUGCGCCCCGUACCUGAAGGCAGAGGUGGAGCAGUAGCUCGCCCAG